Messenger RNA from Micromonas commoda, 567 nucleotides. RefSeq lists its product with no specific name. Lineage: Eukaryota; Viridiplantae; Chlorophyta; Mamiellophyceae; Mamiellales; Mamiellaceae. Gene Ontology annotation, cellular component: nuclear periphery; nucleolus; preribosome, large subunit precursor. The record is from RefSeq and is a predicted model, not a curated record. Gene Ontology annotation, biological process: ribosomal large subunit biogenesis; rRNA processing. The transcript has a single exon. The annotation marks the transcript as partial.
GACUUUGGAUGGACGCACAAGGCCAAGUGGAUCGACCACAUGGUCGUCGCCGGCGCCAAGGACGCCCCGCCCGUGACGGACGUCAACGACGACCUCGCGAGGGAGACGCACUUUUACGAGCAAGCGCUCGGGUCGGCGAACGAAGCCAUCCGCAGGCUGAAGGAACUCGGCGUGCCCGUGAAACGCCCGCACGAUUACUACGCGGAGAUGGUCAAGUCCGACGAGCACAUGAAGCGGGUGCGCGCGGAGCUCAUAUUCGAGCAGACGGCGCAGGAGACGCGCGAGGAGAGGCGCAAGGCGCGGGAGCAGAAGAGAUACGGGAAGCAGGUGCAGGCGGAGAAGCUCAAGGAGCGCACGCUCAAGAAGAAGGAGUCCAUCAAGAACCUGGACAAGUGGAGGAAGCAACGAAAGCAGAACAACUACGCGGAGGAGGGUGCAAAGGCGCCGGAGGGCUUCGAGGAUGGGUUCAGGAGCAAGGAUUCGCCCAAGGGAAGGAAGCGGUCCACGCAGGAGACUCGGCAGAAGCGGGAGUUCAAAAACGAAAAGUUUGGGUUUGGCGGCCGCAAG